Molecule: messenger RNA, 384 nt
Organism: Opisthorchis viverrini
Lineage: Eukaryota; Metazoa; Platyhelminthes; Trematoda; Opisthorchiida; Opisthorchiidae
Exons: 3
Coding region: 1-384 (127 amino acids)
Source: RefSeq, a predicted model, not a curated record
AUGACUAGCGGAGAAGUAAAUAACCGUAAUCCGAAAGACACUCAGGUGGAUUUCAAACGGUGCAAAAGCAAUCGAGUGAAGGCUCAGAGACAGCAAAGUUCACGUACAGAGACCUAUUGCACCAAUCUCACGCACACAGAUAUUCCUGACCAAUGUAACUGUAUCGAAUGCACCGCAGCGUUAUAUGACAGUCAGUGGAAGACAAGCUACGCCGAAUCUAGCAAACACACAGACGCUAUUGGCGCCGCCUUCGGCAUCACUUCCACCACAGCUUCUUGUGUAUCUGCUUCUUCUUCAUUCGAGGCCGUGCCCUCUAUUCGUCCAAUGGGGGUGUCCUGUCCCAUCAGGCGUACCUCACUCAAUGGUUUCGUUUACACUGCGUGA